Messenger RNA from Brassica napus (rape), 2033 nucleotides. Its product is annotated as replication protein A 70 kDa DNA-binding subunit A-like. Bases 389 to 1837 code for a protein of 482 amino acids. NCBI's taxonomy places the organism in Eukaryota, Viridiplantae, Streptophyta, Magnoliopsida, Brassicales, Brassicaceae. Gene Ontology annotation, cellular component: nucleus. Gene Ontology annotation, biological process: DNA replication; DNA recombination; DNA repair. The transcript is spliced from 10 exons. Gene Ontology annotation, molecular function: DNA binding. The record is from RefSeq and is a predicted model, not a curated record.
UGUCGAAGGGAGAGGGGAUUUCGUUUUUUUCUUACGCGAGAGUUUGGUUACGGGAGGAGAUUUGGUUUUGUUUGGGCUUUUGUUUUUACUUUGGGCCCAAGUGAUGUUGCUAGGGUUGACGUAUGCUCACGGCGUUGCCAUUUCCGCCUUCCUCUUUCCAUCGUUUUUGCUUUCUCACCUCUCUGUAACGUAGUCUUCAUUGAAAUCGAUCUUUAAUUCGAUCAUCAAUUUUCACCCCACCUCUCUUCCCACUCCAUCUCAUUUGCUCUUAUGGACGACCCGGUUUUGUAACAGAUCGGAGGUGGCGCUAUAAAUACGUGUGUCUUGGAGCGAUGAGGAUCUACAGCUCUGAGAUUUAUAGCUUAAGCAAUCCGACGCGCCUUCCGAUAUGUCUUCAUAUGUUCUUCUCGCUAACUUGAGAGCAGGCCGUUGCUCAAACACCGCUGAAGUUCGUCUUCUGAGGUUCUGGGAAGCUCGCAACGUCAGGAAAGAUGGAGAGCUUAUGAGCCUUGACAUGCUUCUCCUUGAUGAACAGUCUACGCUGAUACACGGGAGCAUCAACUCAAGCCGCGUUGACACUUUCCGGAGGCGGCUCAGUGAAGGCUCCGUCUACUCUCUCAGUGGUUUCGACGUGGCACGGGCUAACCCAAAAUACCGACUCUCUGACUCUCCGGUGUCCAUACGCUUCAAUGAUGGAACUUUUUUUGAGCCAAAAACUGACUCGGACAAGGACAUUCCGACUGAGUUAUUCAGGUUUCGCAGCCAUGAACAGUUUCUGGCAUUGGCAAAUACUAACAGAGAACUCCCAGAUAUCGUUGGUGGAGUAAGUUCCGUGAGGAGCACGAUCACCGACGGUCUACGCGGUCCUCAGCGUGUAAUGGUGACUCUACGUUUGGAAGGGGAUGUCAAUGUUUGUGUCAGUAUGUUUGAUGAUCGUGCUGUAACUUUCCAAACUAAGUUUGACGAGCACGUCUCUAAGCCAAGGGUUAUACUGUUUACAAGUAUCAAUCCCAAAGUUGUUGGAGGGAAGCUUUUUCUCAACGCUACGUCUGGUACGCACUUUUAUUUCGACCGUGAAACAUCAGCUGGAAAAGAGCAUUAUGAAAAGCUGGUUGGUGAUGGAGCCAAUUCGAGCUCUUCUAAAUCAAAAGUGGUCUCAGCUCAGAAAAUCGAGCCCUUGACCGUUGCUGAACUGAACCAAUAUGUCCUUGCCGCUGACCCACAGGAUAUUGAGUUCCUAUGCAAGGCCGAGGUGACCAGUCUUCAGUCGGAUAAGGGAUGGUGCUAUAUCGGAUGCUCCAAAAGCGCAAAGAAGCUUCAGCGGGAUGAAACAUCUUUCACUUGUCUCUCGUGUGAUAGGGAGAACGCUACGGGUGUGUUAAGGUAUCGGGUGGAGUUCUCGGUGGCGGACCAUACGGAUGAGGCUGUAUUUGUAGCAUUUGAUACAGAGAUUGCUAAGCUAACCAACAUCCAAGCAUCUGAGGCUGCACAUAUUUUUGGUGCGGGUGUGAAUGCUAGGGUCGACAGCGACUUCCCUCCGUUCUUGAAUGAAGUAGUUGGAAAAACUUUCACUUUCCAGCUCAAGUUGGGUCAGUUCAACUUCACCUCCAAGCACCAGAGUUUCACUGUCUCCCGUAUAAUAAGUGAACACGAGAGAGCGCCAUUGCCAGCGUUUGUUAACGAUGGGGGUGAUCAUGGACCAGCUGACAAUGGAGAUGGUGUGGCACCAAAGAUUGAUGAGAGUACCGUUGUCAGCAACAAUGCAUCGGCAUCAAAUGUCCCAUAUCACGGUUCUCAGGCUGCAAAAAACAGAAGCUUGUCAAUGAUGGGAACGUGAAGAAGAAGGCACACAAGGAGUAGAUCAACCUGGAUUGCAUCAUUUCCCACCGCUUACCUAUCAAAAAAUGCUUUAUCUUUUGUUCAUCUUUUUUAUUUAAACUCUUUAGUUUCUUUUUUCCUAAUAUUAUAGAUUUGAAUUCUAUGUCUGGUGGAUGUUUUAACGAAUGCAAUCUGAUCUUUUUCUUUCGAUAUUA